This is a messenger RNA of Colletotrichum lupini, 1854 nucleotides long. RefSeq lists its product as uncharacterized. The record is from RefSeq and is a predicted model, not a curated record. The transcript has 2 exons. Bases 1 to 1854 code for a protein of 617 amino acids. Gene Ontology annotation, biological process: nucleoside metabolic process. Gene Ontology annotation, molecular function: catalytic activity. Lineage: Eukaryota; Fungi; Ascomycota; Sordariomycetes; Glomerellales; Glomerellaceae.
AUGUUGUCCAUAAUCGUCGCGGUUUUCGCUAUUCUUACCGCUGCGCAAAGCACACCCUGGCCCAACUUCGGCAACUGGACCGAGGAAUUCGACGGUCACCCAUACAUCCUCUCAGGCCCAAAGACCCUAGGAAAGAAAAUCGACUUCGAACUCGAGCGAUGUCACUACGUCCUCAAACUACUCAACGAGCGCACACACGUCCCAAACAGCCAGAUCCCGCUGCCAACCCCAGGCUCCCUCUGUAUGGACAUCCUCGCCAAACGGAAAGCUUCCAUCGGCGACCGGGGCUUUCUCGAGCUCUUCUCCAAAGAUAUUGAAGAUGCCAAACAGUUCUGGUAUGACGUCAACUCUAAUUCCACGCUACAGGACCCAGCCACGUGGAAAUCGGUCGAGUGUCGUGCCCUUGUACCACUUCCCAAUGUCAACGCCUGGGCCUUUUCGACGUGGUCUGCCUCACCUCUCGCAGAUGCUGCUAACAAUCGCGGCAACGCGGAGCACUACUUCAAGAAGUCGACUUACGCUGGAGGAGGAGCGACUGGCACAUCGCGGAUUCUGGAGAGCUGGGGCGGGGUGGUGACCAACUUUAGUAUUCCCAACUACAGCCCACGAACUUGUGCGCAGAGACCGAUGGUGCGCCUGCUUCCUGAAUUCCGACUCAAGGCUUGCGGUGACAAGAACCUCGUAGACGGCAAGAAUACUCGAUUUGGGGUGUUGAAUAUCGCUGCGAGGGAUGUCAGUGUGGCUGGGAAGAGAUAUCUUGAUAUCUAUGCCUCCGUGUGGUAUGGCAGCGGUAUCUCGGAGGAUCACCUCGAGGCCGAGAGGCAGCAUAUCAUUAUUGAGAUUGUCAACUUGAGUCUGCAGGCUCAGGAAGAUGUGAAGAAAUCGUACACCGUCGGAUGGAUUUGUGCUCUCCCUUUGGAGAUGGCAGCCGCAGAACUCAUGCUCGACGAAAUUUACGAGGACGUUCAAUUCGAGCAGGAGGAUGGUGACCACAACAGCUACACUCUAGGUCUAAUGCAAGGCCAUAGAGUAGUCAUCGCCUGUCUACCAAAUGGUGUUUACAGAACAAACCCGGCCGCCACAGUUACUAAAGACAUACUCCGGACUUUCAAAUCUAUUCGAUUCGGUCUACUCGUCGGGAUCGGAGGCGGAGCGCCCUCGCCAGGUCGUGAUAUUCGACUUGGUAAUAUCGUCGUUAGCAAGCCUACUAGCACCAGUGGAGGUAUCAUCCAGUAUAACCGGGGGAAAAAAAGAAAGCUUGAGGAGUUUAAACGAACAGGCUCGCUUAAUGCGCCGCCCACGGCGCUUCUAACAGCUCUCAGCAGCCUCCAAGCUCGUCACUUACGCGGUGCCAGCAAGACCCCUGGGUUCCUUUCCGAGGCGGUGGAAAAAAUCCGAAAAGCAUCAUUUCGACAGAAGUAUACUUAUCAGGGCAGAUCCAACGACUGCUUGUUCCGAACAGAGUACGAGCAUGCCAACGCCGGCUCUAGCUGCAACGAUUGCGAUGACUGCGAUAAUUCGCAAAUUGUGGAGCGGAUCGAUAGAGACGACGAUGACCCAGUGGUUCACUACGGUAACAUCGCCUCGGCGAACCAAGUCGUGAAGGAUAGUGAGACCAGAGAUCGACUGAGUAAGGAGCUUGGGGUGAUUUGCUUUGAGAUGGAGGCAGCAGGGCUGAUGAAAGAUUUUCCCUGUCUGGUAGUUCGUGGCAUCUGCGACUAUUCGGACAGUCACAAGAACAAAAGAUGGCAGGAUUACGCCGCUGCAACCGCGGCGGCAUAUGCGAAGGAUCUUCUAUCCCGGAUGCUUCCCAGCAACGUCAAGAAGGAGAAGCUCAUAGCUUUUGGCAAGUAG